Messenger RNA from Trematosphaeria pertusa, 2064 nucleotides. RefSeq lists its product as uncharacterized. Gene Ontology annotation, molecular function: protein binding. The record is from RefSeq and is a predicted model, not a curated record. The transcript is spliced from 4 exons. Lineage: Eukaryota; Fungi; Ascomycota; Dothideomycetes; Pleosporales; Trematosphaeriaceae. Bases 37 to 2064 code for a protein of 675 amino acids.
CGCAGUCGCAGAUGCAUGCUCCGCUACAACAGCACCAUGGCGCCUACGAAAUCUUUCGGCAACAACAAUGCUGGCUUUCAAGCUGGCGAAAUCCACGGCUCUGUCCAUGUGGAGUUCCGGCCUCCGCCCGAUGAGAAAUUGCUCAAGAUCCGCCGGUGGCUGUCUGCGCCAGACCCGUCCACGAACUACCAGAAAGCUCUUAAGCUACGGCAGGCCGACACUGGGGGCUGGUUCCUCGAGGGCAGGGAAUACACUAGAUGGAAGACAGAGCCUGCGUUGCCUCUUUGGCUGUAUGGAAUCCCUGGGUGUGGCAAGACUAUCCUAUGCUCUGCCGUUCUCGGCGACGUGCUCGAAUUCUGUCGAGAUGGUCCUGGGAGGGUAGCUGCGUAUUUCUUCUUCGACUUCAACGACGUGCAAAAGCAGGACCUAGGGAAAAUGCUGCGUUCUCUAAUCUGGCAGCUCUCACGGCAAUCUGGAAAAAUCCCUACGAGUCUCAACGACCUGUUCUCUUCGUGCGAAAGCGGGCAGCAGCAGCCGUCAGCGGAUGCACUUCAAGAGGUAUUGCGGUUAAUGAUCCCAGAGCUCCCGCAGGCAUACGUCGUGCUCGAUGCGCUAGAUGAAUGCGCUCAACGCGCGGAGCUAAUGGAGACGCUCGAAAUAAUAGCAGGAUGGAGACUUCAGAACUUGCACCUCCUUGUAACGAGCCGAAGAGAGCGAGCUAUCGAGAGCACCCUAGAAGAGAUUGUAGACGACCAGAGGAGAAUCUGUCUCCAAAGCGCGCUGGUAGACAAAGACAUACAACGAUAUAUCCGACAGAGGCUAGCCACGGAUAAAACCCUUCAAAAAUGGACCAAGGAUGAUGGUGUUAGACAGGAGAUUGAGUCGGUGUUGAGAGACGGGGCCAAUGGAAUGUUUCGAUGGGCUGCAUGCCAGCUUGAUAGUUUAGCAAAGUGCCGCAAUCGCGCAACACUCCGCAAGGCUCUUGCUACACUGCCACCAACGCUGGACCAGACAUAUGAACGCAUCCUUUCCGCGAUAAGCGAAGCUGAUUCGGAGUAUGCUAUUCGCAUCUUACGGUGGUUAACAUUCUCCGCACGGCCACUCUCAGUCAACGAGAUCGCUGAAGUUGUCGCCAUCGACACCAAGCGAGACCCUGCAUUUGACCGUGAUGAAGUUCUUGAGGAUCCAUUAGACGCAUUGCAUAUCUGUUCUAGUCUUGUUACUAUUACUGUUAACAACGAACAUGAGCAGUACAGCGACUAUGAGCUUAAAGAUGUAUCAAGAGAAAUUGUUGCGUUAGCGCAUUACUCAGUCAAAGAGUACCUUAUUUCAGACAGAAUCUGGACAGGAGAAGCAGCGAAGUACGGCAUGCGAGAUGAUGUCUGCCAUGAUGCUAUGGUAAGAAGCUGCCUUGGCUACCUUCUCCAGUUCAAGCAAUUAGAGCUACACCCAGGCUUCCUCCAGGUAUUCAGGCUCGCACGUUACUCGGCGGAGUACUGGAUUAGCCACGCUCGAAAGACAGGUGAACAAACAGAAGAGAUGGGCCAACUAGCAAUUCGCCUAUGCUCCAAGAACAGCUCUUCGUACGUCAACUGGAUUCGGUUGUGGGAUCCUGAGAGACCUCGGAAGAACCCAGACUUUCAAAAGAGACUAGAGGAGAUACACGAGCCGCUUUACUAUGCAGCGCUCCUAGACCUGAGAGGUGUGGUAAAGCUGCUGCUCGACGCAGGCGCCGACGUCAACGCGGCGCAGGGUGGAGGAUUCGGCAACGCACUCUACGCGGCUUCAUCCCUAGGCUACGAGCAGGUGGUGGUGAAGCUGCUGCUCGACGCAGGCGCCGACGUUAACGCGCAGCGUGGAGGAUUCGGCAACGCGCUCCAAGCGGCUUCAGAAGGAGUGUUACGAUCACAGGAUCGGGAACAGGGUUGGCCAGCCAGGACGGAGGAAACGGCGGCCCAAGCCCGAGAUCACGGAACAAAGGGUCACGUGCGAAGUCACGGGAAUGAUCAGGGCCACGUGACGUGGAUCAGGUGGAUCAGACGGAGCAAGGUGGAUCAGGUCUGA